AUGUCUGACCAGCUAGAAGUAAAAGACGCUUACUCCAUCGACGAGUCGUCAUUUCCCUACCUUUUCGAGCAGAAUGUCGCAGUGCCACUAAAGACAUCCUCUGCGGGUAUCAUCCGAUGCAAUGUGUACCGGCCAAAGUCUACGAAGGAGGGAACGAAGCUUCCAGUACUGGUGACUUACGGACCCUACGGAAAAGAUAUUCAUUACAAGGACUUUCAUGGCAAAUCAUACUCAGAAGUGAAUCCAGAGCACCAUUCCGACCAUUCUGCAUGGGAAACACCGGAUCCUGGCUUUUGGACGAAGCAUGACUACAUCAUCGUGCGCGCCGACGAACGUGGCCUGGGCCAGUCUCCAGGCUUCUUGGACACUAUGUCGCGAGGAACAAGCGAGGCCUUCUUUGAUGUCGUCGAGUGGGCGGCUGAGCAACCGUGGUCGUCUGGAAAGGUCGGCUUGCUUGGUAUCAGCUACUAUGCCGGAUCCCAGUGGCGUGUGGCAGCACGUAAACCUAAGGGAUUGGCUGCGGUCAUUCCUUGGGAGGGCAUGAGUGAUUACUAUCGCGACCGAUGCCGCCAUGGAGGCAUUCUGAGCAACAAGUUCAUCGACUUCUGGUGGAACCGUCAGGUCAUCACCAACCAAUAUGGUCGCCCAGGCCGUGCAGAGCGCAACUGGGGACCAGACACCGUCGACGGCAACCUCUCAGAAGAAGUACGCGCGAAGAACCGACAAGAUCAGACGAUCGAUACCGCCAGUUUCAAGUUUCGCGACGAACUAUACUAUGCAAGCAAAGAGUACGAUAUGAGCGAUAUCGAAGUACCGUUGCUCUCCGUCGGCAAUUGGGGUGGUAUUUUGCUCCAUCUUCGUGGUAACAUCGAAGGUUACGCACAUGCUGGAUCUGAGUUCAAGUACCUACGGAUGAUCACUGGAAGACACGACCUGCCAUUCUACUACAAGGAAGAAGUUGAGAUACAACGAAGCUUCCUCGAUGCUUUCCUUAAGGGCGACGACAGAGUUGGGUGGUCCGUCAAGGGCAAGCUCCCUCCUGUGGACAUGGUCCUGCGCAAGGGCGAUGUAGGCUUCGACGAUGCCGAGAAAGAGAAGGUUUACGAGAGGCGAACAGAGAACGAGUGGCCCAUCGCACGAACCCGUUAUUCGAAGUUCUACCUCACACCUUCUCAAACACUUACGCAGAUCCAGCCCAUUCACAAUCGGCCACAGAAAUUGUCGUACGAGGCACUUGGCACUCUUGACAACCCCAAGCUUCUUCAGUUUACCACUGCACCAUUCGAGGAGGAGACAGAAAUCACUGGCCACAUCGUCGCACACUUGAAUGUCUCACUCUCGGCUCACUCCAAAGGCGCUACCCCCUCCGAUAUCGAUCUAUUCCUCACCCUACGCUACAUCUCACCCGAAGGCAAAGAAGUCUACUACACCGGUACAGCGGGUGACCCUAUACCCCUCGCAAAAGGCUGGUUGCGCGUCAGCUUCCGCAAGACCAAUCCCGAUCACCCAAAACACCGAGAGUACCUGCCAUGGAGAGACUACUUCAGUACCGAUGUCCAGCCCGUCAUACCUGGCGACGUCUAUGCUGUAGAUGUAGAGGUCUGGCCAACAAACGUCGUUGUGGAGAAAGGUGGCAAGAUCGUGUUUGAGGUUAGCAGCGGUGAUACGCAAGGUAGUGGCAUCUUUCAGCACAACCAUCCUGAAGAUAGGAGUGAGGAGAAGUUUGCGGGAUGGAAUCAUUUGCAUUUUAGCGAGAAGGCUGUGAAUUAUGUUACGCUGCCAAUUGUACCACCUAAAUAG
Messenger RNA from Alternaria atra, 1800 nucleotides. RefSeq lists its product as uncharacterized. The coding region runs from base 1 to 1800 and encodes 599 amino acids. The record is from RefSeq and is a predicted model, not a curated record. Lineage: Eukaryota; Fungi; Ascomycota; Dothideomycetes; Pleosporales; Pleosporaceae. The transcript has 3 exons. Gene Ontology annotation, molecular function: dipeptidyl-peptidase activity.